Molecule: messenger RNA, 1029 nt
Organism: Rhinopithecus roxellana (golden snub-nosed monkey)
Lineage: Eukaryota; Metazoa; Chordata; Mammalia; Primates; Cercopithecidae
Gene: MRPL12
Product: mitochondrial ribosomal protein L12
Exons: 5
Coding region: 149-745 (198 amino acids)
Biological process (GO): translation; mitochondrial transcription
Cellular component (GO): mitochondrial large ribosomal subunit; ribosome
Molecular function (GO): structural constituent of ribosome
Source: RefSeq, a predicted model, not a curated record
GGCGGCUAGAGCGUCCCUCCCCAGUUCGAAUGCCGGGCGGCCGUGGCGGCUAGAGCGUCGCUCCUCAGCUCGAAUGCCCGGCGGCCGAGGCGGCUAGAGCGUCGCCUCCUCCCGGGGAACCGCGUGUGACCUUCCAAGCCGCGGACCGAUGCUACCGGUGGCCGCUCGCCCCCUGUGGGGGCCUUGCCUUGGACUUCGGGCUGCGGCCUUCCGCCUUGCUAGGCGACAGGUGCCAUGCGUCUGUGCCAUGCGACAUAUGAGGAGUAGCGGCCAUCGGAGGUGUGAGGCGCUUGCUGGUGCACCCCUGGAUAACGCCCCCAAGGAGUACCCCCCCAAGAUUCAGCAGCUGGUCCAGGACAUCGCCAGCCUCACUCUCCUGGAAAUCUCAGACCUCAACGAGCUCCUGAAGAAAACGUUGAAGAUCCAGGAUGUCGGGCUUGUGCCGAUGGGUGGUGUGAUGCCUGGGGCUGUCCCUGCUGCAGCAGCCCAGGAGGUAGUAGAAGAAGAUAUCCCCAGAGCGAAAGAACGGACACAUUUCACCGUCCGCCUGACUGAGGCGAACCCCGUGGACAAAGUGAAGCUGAUCAAAGAAAUCAAGAACUACAUCGAGGGCAUCAACCUCGUCCAGGCAAAGAAGCUGGUGGAGUCCCUGCCCCAGGAAAUCAAAGCCAAUGUCGCCAAAGCUGAGGCAGAGAAGAUCAAGGCGGCCCUGGAAGCGGUGGGCGGCACGGUGGUUCUGGAGUAGCUCCAGCUCAGAGGACUUGUAUUCAGGGGUCCCUGGUGCCCUGGCGAGGUCCCGCCCUCCUGUGGCCACUGGCUCCACCCCUAGCACCAGGCGCCCACUGGAGCCGUUUGGGAGAACCCCCUGCACCAUGCAGUGGGGCCGGACAGGCCGCACAGACCUAACUGUGGCGGGCGGGAGGGGCGGGGCGGCUGCUGCCUGGUGACGGCACCAGGAGGCCCACCAGGACGUGCCACCGGUAAAUGUGCCUCUGGUGGCUGCUGAGAAAAAUACACUGUGCAGCUCAG